Messenger RNA from Ceraceosorus bombacis, 2049 nucleotides. The record is from the annotation of a GenBank genome assembly. Lineage: Eukaryota; Fungi; Basidiomycota; Exobasidiomycetes; Ceraceosorales; Ceraceosoraceae.
AUGAACGCCGAGUCCGAUUUGAGCUCAGGCGCAAAGGAGGAAGGAGGAAGCGUCGCACUUGAUCGACAGACGCCCACCUCUACCACAUUGCAAGAUCGAGCGUGGAUGUCCAGCGACUCGGGCGAGUCUGUCUCUUUGCUGGACCAGCUCAUGGCGAACAACAACAACAAUAGCGUCGACGCAGCGGGCACUGGUAGUGGCAUCAUUUCUAGCACUAACGCUGCAGGGGAGGCUGCCAGUCACGGGGACGUGAUGGAGACGGAUCAAAUGAUUGGGAGUCGCAGCAUGGACUUGCAAGGCUUGGACAUGGGAAUGGGCGUCGGUGUUGACAUGGGAAUGGGAAUGGGAACAGGCGCGAGCAUUGCAGCAGGGCUCACCAUGCCUUCCGACAUCGCAUCCACAAUGGACGGCAGUAUGGCCAUGUCGAUGGGAGAUCCGAUGGCCAGCGCCUCGGUCCCGUACUCAAUGGACCCGAAUAUCGGUCUACCGAUGCAGCUGCCCCUUCAGCUACCCCUCGGCUCUCUUCCAGUGAUGCCCAACUCCACAUUCCAACAGCCUUUUCCUAGCACCUUUCAGCAAGUCCCCGCAUCACCACCGACGGCGCAUCCCAUUGCUAUCGCGCACCUUCCCUCUCUCUCUCCUCAAAUCCUCCCGCCAAUGAUGCAUUCUCAUCUCCGAGUCGUCCAUCAUGCUUCUCAGCUUGGCAGUCUUUCCUUCGAGGUCAGACAGCUGAGAGCCGAUGGGCUCCAGACCUUGUCUGAAGCGCAGAAUGCACAGGAAGGAGCACCAUCUUCUUCAGCUCGCAAGAUGAGGAAAGCUUUCAUCUUCUCUGGUAGCCAAAUUUCUAAUCAAGGAGCGGAAGGGGAGGGAAGUCAAGGUGGAGCGAAGCAGAAACGCAAGCGGAGCAAAGAGCUCAGCAUAGAGGUUCUGCAAUCAUACUUUGCCAAGCCUGGAGCUGGGUACAUGAUCGUCACAGACCCUUCAAGACCGACAAAGGAGGACGUUCGAAUGCAAGAAGCUGCCCGACUCUUUGGUCUGCCCAUCAGCGCAGGGUCGUCUUUGGGCGAACAAGGGGUGGUGAGAGGAUCGAACGAACAUCUGAGGGAGACGUUGAGCACAUUCUCGUCCGCUCAGCACAUUUCGAUGCUUUUGCAGAAGUGCAAUUUACCUCCGCCUUUGGGAGCUCCAUCUUCAGGCGACGGAGGGUCAGGGCAUACAGCUUUGGCGGCAAGAGGAGGCGACGGCGGAGCUGGCGCUAGUGCGAAUGCACCUGGAGCGUGGAUCAAUCGCGGCUUGAUGGUCAGAGGCGAGGGCACUGUUUGGACGUUCGAGACUGAGCAGAGUGCGCAUGGCGGCCGUUACCAUCGCGGCGCCACAAACGACGCGGCAUCCCUGGAGGAAUGGGUCGUCUUGGUGGGAAAUUGGGGAGUGGGAAGAGACUUGAUUCAUGGCUUCAUGCAGGUGAGACGAGAGACGCGCUCUUAUCUCUUUCCGCUCGCUACGAGCUUUGCAAGCGCGGCCAUCGCCCCAUCUGACCAUUAUGAAUUGCCUGAUCUGAUUCAGGUCGUCUACGCAGGAGAUGCAAAGGUCCCACCCAUCGAUGCUCGCGUGAUUCUGAACUCUCUUCUGCCUCCUUCUUUCAUUCAACUCAACAGCGGUCUGCACGCGACCUCUGGCGGCCAGACGCGGCCAAAUGUUCAGGGUUCGAACGCCAAUGGGCUCAUCGUUCCCGUGUUCGCAAACCUUUCGGCUGAGAGCUGGGCAGAAAUCAGGGCUCCCAUCCACAGACGCCGACAGAAGUCGAAGAAAAGCAAUAUCAAAGCCGCUCGCGAAGCGGCAUCGAGCCCCUCGGGAAUGGAGCAUACAGCAGUAGGCGAAGAGGUGGGAAACGACAACAAGCGCAACAAUCAUGCAGUAGAUGGGAAGUCAAAGAAUACGCACCUUCGACAUACAAAAGGACAGCCUGGCAUAGGAGAUGGGCAAAGAAUACCUGGAGAGGUCCAGGCCUGGGCCUGGGUCAGCCUGAUAAGACAAUUGGGAUUCCUUUGA